UUUAUUUGAGAUUGAAAAUGGAAAGGGUGGGAAAAAAAAUGGAAGGAAAAUAAAAUUUCGAGCGAAAUUUCAGAAUUGCGCCAAAUGUCUUUGCGAAAAAAUUGAAAUGGCGGGAAGUUAGUGGAGACAUUUAUUAAUCUCAAAUUCUCAAAAACCCCAAAAAGCUUUUUCUAGAGAGAAGAAAGAUACAGAGAAAAUAACUAGAGAGAGAAAGUUAAAGAAGUUCAAUCGCCAUUUCAAGGGUUUUUUUUUUUUUUUUUUUUUUCAUUUCAUUUCAAAUUCUCUCUCCUCUUUUUGUUCUUAAUUUUGCGAAAAUCAUCUCUCAAUUUCUUGUCAUUUUACUGUUCUUCUGCUAAAUCUUUGUAUUUUUCACUUGGAAUUCAGCCAUUUUUGUUCAAAUGUAGUCAGCUUUGGUAAACCCUAGAUUUUGUAGUUUUUGAUUUUCGUUUUGGGGAAGUUAGGGUUUCUGAGCUUUAAUGGUGGAUCCGAUGGAAAUCGAUGGGGCUCCGAAUCCGACACCAAAGCAGCCGCCAUUGAAGCGGAAGAGGGAGAAGCAGAAGGUUCUAGUGUUAAGUCCGGAGGAGAGAGAAUCGAGGUUGAAAUCUUUGAAUGAGGAACUUGAGAGCUUGUUCAGGUACUUUGACGAGGUUUUGAGCAUCGAUUUAGGUUUAGCGUUGCAUUUCAGUAGUCUUUCGUCGAGUAAUAAUGUGAAUGCGAUGAUUGCGGUGUUGUUGGAGGAGAAGAGGUGCUCGUAUUCGAAGUUGGUGGGAGAGAUUUACGAGAAAGUGAAGGAGAGAGAAAAUGAGAUUACGACUGCGAAUGUGAAGAGCAGUGUGUUGUUUGCUGGGCAGAGAGUCGCCUAUGGAGUCCCCAAUGCCGAUGCCGAUGUUUUAGAGGAUGAGACUGGAUCUUGCCUUUGGUGUUGGGAGACUAGGGACAUGAAGCUAUUGCCAAGUUCUUUGCGUGGGGCAUUAAAAAUCCGUCGCACUUGUCGUAAAAAGAUUAAUGAAAGGAUCACUGCCGUCUCAGACGUAAUAUCUUUUCUGCAAAAAUCCGAGGAUGACCCAACCUGCAAAGCUGAUAUGACAAAAGCAGCAGAAAAGCUCAGUAAAGUUUUAGCAGAAGCAGAUAUUCGUUUGCUCGUGGAAAGCUUGAAUCAGAAAAAUGAUUCUGAACUAGCUGAAAAAGAGGCAAAAAAGAAAGAUUCAACUCUUAUCAAAGAGUUUGAGAAAAGUAAACGUGAAGUAGAGAAGGAGAAGAAAAAGGUGGAUCGUGAGCUUCAGAAGGAAAAGUUACAGAGUGAGAAGGAGAAGAAGCGUCUGCAACAAGAGGCUGAAAGAGAUGAAAAGCGUCGUGAAAAAGAGGAAUCUGAAAUUAGGAAACAGCUUAAAAGGAAGCAAGAGGAAGCUGAUAGGGAACAGCGUCGAAAAGAGAAAGAAGAAGCUGAAAUAAAGAAGCAACUUGCCAUCCAAAAGCAAGCUUCAAUUAUGGAACGAUUCCUUAAAAAAAGUAAGACGACACAGACAUCUCAGAGUGAUCAACCACCAAAAGCUGCUACUCUCAACCAUCCACCAAAUGAAAGUGCUCUAAAAUCAGUUUCUCUUCUGAUGGACUCUGCUCUGCAACAGCAGGAAGAAAUUGACGUGGAUGAGAUUCGCAAGUCUCAUAUGAGUUAUUGGCGCUCACUAGGGCAUUCUAUCCGGUCAAACCCCAAGCAGAACUGGGGCUUACGUCAUAAACCUAAGGGCGAGCUAAUUAAAGAGCUAAAACUCACCUCUAACAAAGGACCAGCUCGUGAUGAUGACUUGUGGAUAAUAGAUAGCAUUGCAGAUGAAUGGGGACAAACAAGUACUGAUGAUAAAUCAUGCCAAGCUAACAUAAGUGCUUCACCUAGUACCAGCAAGUACAUGCGAAGAAAACAACUCCUGCAGUUUGAUAAGAGCUGUAGGCCUGCAUUUUAUGGUAUUUGGCCAAAGAAAAGUUGUGUUAUUGGACCACGCCAUCCAUUAAAAAGGGAUCCUGAUUUGGAAUAUGAAAUUGAUAGUGAUGAAGAAUGGGAGGAGGAGGAUCCAGGUGAAAGCCUAUCAGACUCGGAGAAGGAAGAGGAAGAAAUCUUGGAUGAAGGAUCUUUGAAAAAUGAUGAUGAUGAUGAGGAGAGUGAGGAUGACUUUUUUGUACCAGAUGGCUAUCUCUCGGAAAAUGAGGGAGUUGACACCGAUAGAAGUCAAAGUAACUUUGAGGCAGGUGUGACCACCAGUCCACUUGGUUGCAAGCCAGAAACUCUAAGUGAAGAGUAUUCAUCUUGGAUGCGACAACAGAAAUAUCUACAUAAUUUGACUGAACAUGCUCUUAGAAAGAACCAGCCUCUUGUCAUUGUAAACAUGAUGCAUGAUAAAGCUCACUUGUUAUCAGCUGAAGAUCUUACUGGCAGUCUCAAAGUUGAGCAAAUGUGUUUGCAAGCUCUUAGUAUGCGUGUUUUUCCUGGUGGGAUGUCUAUUGAGGUACCAUCUGACAACAAUUUGCGUGAAGAGAAUCAAGAUGCUUGCACCUCAAACAGCAAGGGAAGCACAGCAGCAACAAUGGUUGUUACACCAAUACCAGACUCCGACCUUCCUAAAAUUGUAUCAAUAAUUCAAUCCUGCCCUCAGGGUAUAAACAGAGUGCUGGAAUCCUUGCAGCAGAGUUUUCCUGAUAUCCCCAAGACUCACCUGAGAAAUAAAGUCCGUGAAAUAUCUGAGUUCGUAGAUAAUCGUUGGAAGGUCAAAAAGGAGAUCUUGGUAAAGCUGGGAAUGUCAAGCACACCAGAGAAGAGUGGAGGUAGAACAAGAAGCAUUGCCACAUUUUUUUCAAAAAGGUGUUUGCCACCAGCUGGUAAUGUUGGCAACUCCUGUGACUCAUCCCCUGAGUCCAUAAAACCCACUUCGUCCUGCCAACAGCCGCCGCAGCAGCAGCAGGUACGCUCAGAGAACGUGUAAUCUCCUUGCCUGGAGGGUUUUCUUUUACGCUUCUGGCCCAAUUUUUGCUCCUGAUAUAUUCUGGGGCUUGUAUCUAAAUUUUCUAUAUCGAUGUAGAAUUAUAGAUUAGCAUGGUUCAUUUUGUUGCUUCUGAUAAAGACGGGUGGUUUUUUCUUUCCUUUCUAAAGAACCUUUUUUCAACAAUACAACUACUAACUGGUUAAGCAUAAUAUGUGAAAGUAGUUGAAAACAAACAUGUACAGUAUACUUCAUGAUGUGAGGCUUUUCCCUACCUUGAUUUCGA
Messenger RNA from Chenopodium quinoa (quinoa), 3258 nucleotides. Its product is annotated as chromatin assembly factor 1 subunit FAS1-like. Gene Ontology annotation, cellular component: nucleus; CAF-1 complex. The record is from RefSeq and is a predicted model, not a curated record. NCBI's taxonomy places the organism in Eukaryota, Viridiplantae, Streptophyta, Magnoliopsida, Caryophyllales, Amaranthaceae. The transcript has 12 exons. The coding region runs from base 477 to 2975 and encodes 832 amino acids. Gene Ontology annotation, biological process: nucleosome assembly.